Condylostylus longicornis is the source of this 935-nucleotide messenger RNA. RefSeq names its product transcription factor mef2A-like. NCBI's taxonomy places the organism in Eukaryota, Metazoa, Arthropoda, Insecta, Diptera, Dolichopodidae. The coding region runs from base 82 to 795 and encodes 237 amino acids. The transcript has 2 exons. The record is from RefSeq and is a predicted model, not a curated record.
GCAAAUUUGCAGUACGUAAGUACUUUACAUAUUUUAUUUUGUAAUAAAUUCUCGUUUAGUCGUGUAAAAAAAAGGAGAAAAAUGGAACUCGUGGAUGAAGAAAAUGCAGAAGAAAAAAUUAUGACAAGAAAUCAAUUAAAAUUAUUGGUUAAUGAAAGAUUAAACUAUGAACAAGAAUUUCAAAUGGGUACAAUAAAAAAAGCAGCAUUAUGGAGUACAAUAUUAAUAAAAGUUAAAGAAAAAGAUCCAACAUUUUCAUUUUCAAAAAAUGAAAGUAUUGUAAAAUUUUCGAAUUGUUUUACAACUUAUAAAAGAAUAAAAAAAAGAUUUGGAGAAACAGGAAAAAGUUCCACGAGUUGGGAAUUUUUUGAUCAAUUUGAUGAAGUGUAUGGAGAUUCAUUUUCUAUAAAUCCAAAUGAAAAUUUAUUUUUGAGUUCGAAUGAAGGUGAAGGGUUCGACAAUAAAUCAAAUACGAAUACUAUAUCAUUUGUGGGAAUUGAUUCAAAUAAUGAUAAUGAUAAUGAAAUUUAUAAUGAUGAUAAUUAUAAUAAUAAUGAUAAUUAUAUUAAUAAUGAUAAUAACGAUGAACAUGCGGAUGACGAUAAUACAGAUAGUGAAAGAAACUAUGAAAAUCAACCUAAUCCAAAGAAAAGAAAAUUUAGUAAUAUAGCAGAAGUUAUCAGGUAUGAAACUGAACAAACUGAAAGACAUCAUAGAGAACUAUUAGCUGUUGAAAGGGAAAAAAUAAUAAUUUUAAGACAAGUAAAAGAUUUAAUGGAAGCAUUUUUAAAUUAGAUGGUAACUAGAUAAUGUAUAUGAGCCCUAUUAUUAUAUAUAUUGCCUGGAUAAGUUUCAAUAUAUGAAUGCAAAUAGGUAGAUAAGUAAUAGAAGCAAAUUAAUAGAGGAAAACUGAAUUGAUAAAGUUGACUAUUCUU